CCAUGGCGGGGGGGGGGGGCAGCUGGGCGGUAUCCCCCGGCCUCUGGGGACAAGGGCUAGAAGUCUGCUUUGGGGACAGUUGGGGGUCAAGGGCCUCCAGCGCUCUGGGGAUCCGGGUCAGGAGCAGCCCCCCCCGCCCCGCCCCCCGGCCCCCCCCCCCCCACUCUGACUGGCGGCGCCCUCAGCUCCCCAGCCCCGCACUUCCUGCUCCGGGCAGGUUCCGGUGAGAGCUGGGUGCAUGAGUACCCCAAGACUGUUCCCGAGGGUCCAGGGUCCGAGGCGGCGGCCGCUGUGGGUCAGGCCCGGGACUCGGCGCUCAGCGGGCUCGGGCUGACCCAGCGCUUUUCUCCCGGGUACCGGCCCCCGGAACUCGCCGGCCCGAAGUCCUCCUGUCACCUGGGCAGGUGGCCGCGCAGGUGGCGCUGGGCCACCCCCCCCCCACCCCCCGCAUUCCAGAGGCUGCGACCCGCCCCGCGGAAGAAGGACGUUGCCCGGAGGGAGCCCCAGGGUGCUGAUGGCUCGAGCUUGUUCUUAUGCCCAUUUGAGGACAAAAUAUCAUGUGAGGAGCCAGAAGUAAGAUAAUUCAAGGUGGUGAGCCAGAAAUAAAAUGGAAAUAUCAUCUGCUAAGAAAGAACUGCUGGGGAAAGGAGAGGUUGGAAAAUAAGGUGAAGCGUAAUUCUCUAUCUUCACAUUUUCUGAAAUUUGGCUAAACAGUAUGACUGCCCUUUCUCCAGAGAAGUGCUCUUUCAAGUACCACUUCCAUCAAACAAGCCAGCCCCUUGAUGGAAAUUGUCUGCUCAUCUUGAUUCUGCUUGGGAAAAUACUAUUAAAUGUCCUCACGCUAGGAAUGAGAAGAAAAAACACCUGCCACACUUUUAUGGGGUAUUUUUGCAUUUCACUAGUAGCCAUGGAUCUUUUGCUCUUGGUGAACAUUUGCAUCCUAUCCUGUUUCAGGGACUUUGUCCUGUUGGGCGUGAGGUUCACUAGAUACCACAUCUGCCUCUUCACUCAGAUUAUUUCUUGUACUUACAGUUUUCUGCAUUAUCCAGUUUUCGUUAUUGCUUGCAUAGAUUAUCACCUGAAUUUCUCUGCACCCACCACGCUUUCGUUUAAGUAUCGGAAAAUAUUUUAUAUCUCUGCUGCCCUUUUAAUUUGGGUUUUGGUUCUUGCUUAUGUGUUGGGGGACCCAGUUGCCUACCAAAACCUGAAGAUCCAGAAUGUUAAUUCUGAUCAAUGUCCUUUCCACAUGAGCAUCCAGAGCUACUGGCUGUCAUUUUCCAUGGUGACACUUUUAUCUCUGGCUUUUGUAACCUCUUGGUCGGAAGUUACUGCCUUGGUGCAGGCUAUUAGGAUAACUUCUUACAGGAAUGAGACCAUCCUGUAUUUUCCCUUUUCAUCCCACUCUGUUUGUAAUCUGAACUCCAAGAAAACACUCAUGCCCAAGUUGCUGGUCUGUUUUCUUGGUACCUGGUUACCAUUUGUACUCCUCCAAGUGGUUAUUCUUGUACUCAAAGUACAGAUUCCAGCAUAUAUUGCGAUGAAUAUUCCAUGGUUGUACUUUGUCAAUAGUUUUCUCAUCGCUACUAUUUAUUGGGUUAAUUGUCACAGACUUAGUUUAAGAGUUAUUGUGUCACCCGUUGAUCCGUUUAUUAACUGGAAAUGCUGUUUCAUCCCACUCACAGUUGAGAAUCUUGAGCAAAAUGAAAAGCCUAUAUCAAUAAUAACUUAUUAAUAUUUGUCAUGUUAGAAGGUAUAAUGAUGGUACGAGUCAUCAGAUUACAAAUAGCAACAAUGACUUGGUGGGACAUACAAUAUAAGGAAUGGAGCUUUCCAGACCUCUCAACUUUCGUAGCUUUUCAGAAUGUCUUUUCAAAGCUGUUUAUUUUUCAACAAAACUAUUUUAAAAAAAUUUCUACCUAGGACCAGAAAAUAGUUCAAUUGGUAGGCUGUGUGCCUUGUUACACACAAAGCCCCAAGUUCACAUGGGAGGACCACAGUGCCAGAACUAUAGAAUCAUUCCAUCUCUGUCUAUCUGAAAGAUAACAAAAAAAAAAAUGGAAGGCACCAGGAACAGGGAAAUCACACAUGCAUUGAGACACCAGUGUUGCCAAGGGAAAAGAAAAAAAUUAUUUUGUACCUUUCAAGGAAACUCCAUGUCACCAACUUUACUUGGUUAAUGCAGAAAUGAAGUGAGUCAGCAUUUGGCUUACUCUUACUUGUGUUAUCAAAAAACAAAGCUUUACUGGAUGCAAAUUGUUAUGUAAAUCUGAAAUCUGCUGCUAACUUUGAGAUGUGAACUUAAAUAAACACUUUUAUUUAAAUUCAGGGAAA
Erinaceus europaeus (western European hedgehog) is the source of this 2331-nucleotide messenger RNA. It is a transcript of the gene GPR160, whose product is annotated as G protein-coupled receptor 160. The coding region runs from base 716 to 1732 and encodes 338 amino acids. Gene Ontology annotation, cellular component: signaling receptor complex; plasma membrane. The transcript is spliced from 3 exons. The record is from RefSeq and is a predicted model, not a curated record. NCBI's taxonomy places the organism in Eukaryota, Metazoa, Chordata, Mammalia, Eulipotyphla, Erinaceidae.